Messenger RNA from Cyclocybe aegerita, 4173 nucleotides. Lineage: Eukaryota; Fungi; Basidiomycota; Agaricomycetes; Agaricales; Hemipholiotaceae. The record is from the annotation of a GenBank genome assembly.
AUGGCUCAGACUUCCUCAUCUACUCCUCCUUCUGGAGCUCAAAACAAACAGCCUCUCGCUGCGGCAACAUCCUCGGGCACUGGAUCGACAUUACCGACAGGCAACUCAGUUGCUGACAUCCUGGCACGCAACGCGGCACUGCAGGUUCGGCGCGACGCAGGCGAAGUCGGUGUUCCGGCCGACGAAGACAUACCUCCUCAGCCUGCGCCUUCUCGCCCAUCCACACCUCCGCAAAAAAUUGCGCUGACACAGGUGUACGCUGCUCUAGCUACAUGUUCCCCUGCUUCACAAAAAAUCAUUCGUGACACUCUUAAUUCUACCUUAAACGAACCCAUCACUACUUUAACUUCCUCCUCGACACCUAUUCUCAUUUAUUCAGUCGCUAAUGAAUCCGCUGCUUCUACUUCUCACUCCUCGGGUUACGGCAUUCAUCCUUACCUUGUUACUCUUGCAAAUAAUGGUUUUCACCUUCCUCUUACCCUUUUUACUACUGCCUCCACCAACCGUUUACAUACCAAUGAGGCCACCAUCGUUCACAAACCUGUCUUCAAUCGUGCCGGAGUCAAACGUCACAUCAUGGACGUCUCACACUUCCCUAUCGAAGGGGACAUGGAUGUCGCGGAUUGGCAUGAAGCCUGGAACCGGUACUUGGUCUUCGUCGGGGUUCACGGUGAAGCCGACAUUUCAAAGCGAUGGAAAGAACAUUUCUCUUUCCUCUCAGGACAGGAUAACUUCAAACUCAACUUCCCCGCCAUUCUCAGAUUCGAUAUCGAGAUCCGCACCAAAUAUGCCAUAGAACCCAGGCACCAUGACGAGGACGCCUAUAGGCGUCGCUUCGAGGCCGUCAAGCUUGAGGUUCUUCAGGAAUCCCUCCGCAAGGCCGCUGUCGAAUCCGACACUCGUUCCUACCAGACUAAGGCCAAGCGCUUCACGCCUUACUCUCCGGGUCCUUUCGAAACAACAGAUCAUCCUCUACCAAUACCCCCAUCUGCCUCAUCUGUCAACGAGAUCACAAAUUCGCUGAAUGCAAAGAAGAGGCAUCGAAGGCAGGCAAACAAGCGAUCGCGAAAUGCGAUGGUCGAAGCCUCGUUCGCCGUUCCGACAGCAGUCCCAUCUGCACCUCUUUCAACCUCAGCCGGAAUUCCUCUUGUCGUGACAACUCCAAGCCUUCAUUCUGCGGCGCUUCUGAUCACGGAGCUUGUUCCCGCCGUUGCGCCUAAUCUUCAAUCACCUUCAAUCACUUCUGCUCUUACUGCAUCGUUGCGCAACAAGUCUCUUCUCGAUAUCAUUCAAUCGCUCAGCUUCAAUCCCGCUCUCGUGACCAAAGAUCGCGUUCCAUAUUUCAAUUCGCUCACUCACAUCGAAACUCCAUAUGACCACGAUUCCGAUUUCGUCAAAUCAAUCACGCCUUAUUCAGCCGAAGCCUUUCAAGUUUAUCUUCUCAAUGCUCAGAUCGUAGAUCAAUAUCCCGAACUCUGCUUCAAAUUAUUGCACGGCUUUCCUCUUGGCGAAUUAACGCCACUCACAACUUCUUUCACACCACCAAAUCUGCCUUCAGCGGUGCCAUAUACUCACGUCAUCCGCGAUUACAUUCAAGAAGAGCUACGCCUAGCUCGAUUUUCAGGCCCUUUCACCAAAACUCAUCUCGAAACCAAAAUAGGACCGUUCCGUUCCUCACCUGUUCAAGUUGUGGUAAAACCGGGUGCGCCUGGCCAACCUGACAAGUUCCGGUGUUGUCGGAAUCUUUCAUAUCGCGGAAAUCUCCAUUUCAGUAUCAACGACGAUAUCAAUCCUGACAAAUAUCCUACUCGUUGGGGCACCGCCCUUGAAUGCGCCAAGAUUGUUUCCGAAGCUCCAGUCGGAACACAAGCAUGCACGCUUGAUAUCGAAGGAGCCUAUCGAACCAUCCCUGUCUGGCCCAACGACAAACGCUACCUCAUCGUUCAAUUUGAGGCCUCGGGCCUGCAAGGCGAGGUUGCCGAUGCUAUCGUUGAUAUCUGGCAUGCGCUUAAUGUCGGCCCCGUCAUCAAAUGGGUCGACGACUUCAAUGUGUUUCGUCAUCCUUCUUCUGGAGGUCCCUUUUUGGACGUAUCAGCAGCCACACUCUAUCGCUACGAUUAUGAUUUAGAUUACAUCAAGGCCAUGAUCGCUCCUCUCGGCGUCCCAUGGCACGAUACAAAAGGAUCCCCCUUUGGGGACACAUUCUCUUACGUUGGAUUCGAGUGGAACCUCCCACAAAAGACUGUCUACCUCACUCUCGCAAAACGCGAAAAACAUCGGACUAAGGUCCUCUCUUUUAUUCAGCAGGCAUCCUCUUCGCAAUUUCUCAAGAAAGAAGUCGAAUCAUUAUAUGGUUCCCUUUCACACAUAUCAUUCGUCUAUCAACGGGGCAAAGCCUACCUCACAAACAUUAUAUCCUGGCUACCCAAAUUUCCCAACGACUUCACGCCUCGAUGGGCACUGCCAUCCGUGAUAUCCGAUCUCAAAUGGUGGCUCAACGUUCUCAGCAUACCUUCAACCUUUCGUUGCCUAUCGCCACGCCCCCCUACAGCCGAUCUUGGUAUAUGGGUCGAUGCAUCAACAGACUGGGGCAUCGGACUUCUUCUCGAAGGUCGCUGGGAUGCAUGGCAAACGCUUCCUACUGCUAUCGCGCCUGGGAGGGAUAUUGGAUGGCUCGAAGGGGUUGCUAUCGAGCUCAUCAUUUUGAUCCUUCAGGCCUCUCCCCUCUUGCACCAAGACAUCCUCAUCCGUAGUGAUAACGAAGGAGUUAUCGGGGCAUUCAGGAAGGGAUGGUCACACAAUCGCGAAACGAAUGAGUCAAUUAGACGUUCAGGUACCAUCCUUGACGAUUCAAACCUUUCCUUCACUUUCAUAUAUACCAACGCAUCACCAUUCCCUACUCCUUUCCUUUACCCAUAUCGUGUCACUUUCGCCAUGCCUAAACUUCCAGAGCCAUCCCUUGCUGAUAAACUUGAACACGUUAAUAUCAAUGCUGAAUUAGCUGCUUUCUCCGCUAACGUGAACGCAUUAUCCCCCUCCCCAAUUCUCUCCCAACCAAUAUCACCUUCUGUUCAAAAUCGCAUUCCGCGGAAGCCACGUAAAGGGAAUACCGUCAAGCCAUCCAUCUUCCGUCCACCAGUGCUUGCCAGCGAACGACUACAACAUUGGACAACUCCCCACUCACUCUCCUUCCGUCAUUCUAUUUCAUCAGCUCUACCAAGCUCUGAUCUCUCGCGCCUUUUCGAAGUCAUGUCCUUUUCGCUCGAUCAAGGUACCAGAGAUGGUUACGGUGCUGGGCUCUUACGAUUCACACAAUAUUGCGACCAGGCAGGAAUCCCAGAGGCAAAUCGCAUGCCAGCCUCAGAUGUCCUCCUUUCUGUAUUCAUCGCCACGUUGGGAGCAGGCAAGGUCGCUACUUCCACUACGCGCAAAGGUGUUACAAAAUUAGUUCCAAUUUCCUCAAAACGUGCAAAGAGACCUCCAGUCACUAUUGAACACCUUUACGCCCUCCGCAAAGGUCUAGAUCUCACAAAUACAUUCGACAUAGCUGUGUGGGCAAUCGCAUGCAUUGCCUUCUGGAGUUGUUGCCGGUUGGGCGAGCUCACUAUUCCUAGCUCCAAUCUUUUUGACCCCAUCAAACAUGCCGCACGUUCAGCACCUACUUCCUUUAGAACAACAGCUAUGGGCACCGAAUUUGCAACCUGUCACAUUCCGUGGACCAAGACGACUAUGCGAGAAGGUGCCGACAUCUCCAUUACUGCUCGUGCCGAUGACCCUUCAUGCCCCGUGGCUGCUUUCAAACACCACCUGGCGAACAAUACAUCCGUCCCAGCCAGCGCUUCUCUAUUCGCAUAUGAAACGGCUGAUGGAUGUUGGGCCCCCAUGACCAAAUCUUGGUUUAUGGCACGGUGCAACGAAGUGUGGGUUGCGGCUGGUCUACCUGACAUGCCAGGUCACGGAUUUCGCAUUGGUGGUGCUACUCAUUUACUUCUCAUGGGAACACCCCCAGACAUCGUUGCCGUUCAAGGCAGGUGGAAGUUGAGGGCUUUCUUGGAAUAUUGGCGGAAGAUCGAAAGCAUCUUACCUUUGUUCCUUUCUAAUGCCAACUCGGCAUCGCGUUUUUCGCUUAUAGAGGAUUCUAUGAAACAAUAUCAGAAGAAGUGGAAGCUGUAG